Molecule: messenger RNA, 216 nt
Organism: Lactuca virosa
Lineage: Eukaryota; Viridiplantae; Streptophyta; Magnoliopsida; Asterales; Asteraceae
Source: the annotation of a GenBank genome assembly
AUGGGAAGAUUUGGAACAUUGAAGUUUCAUGGAGAUGGGGAAGUGGAUGUAAUUGAUGUAAAUGAUGACGAGGAUAAGCCGGUGGAGGUGGAAACAAUUGGAAUGCUAUAUUGCAGGAUUUGUGAUGAUAAGAAGAAAAUUGAAGAUCCAAUUAAGAAGGGGUUAGAAAAUGAUGAAAAUGAUGAGGAGUUAAAAUGGAUAGGUUUGAAAGGAUGA